AUGUUUAGCUCAAAACCGAAACAGAGGGAUCCUAAAAUUGAUCAGGCAAUAGCGAGUGCCACUGACCCAUUACUCACGGAUGAUGACUGGGAGAAGCUCAUGAUCGUUCCUGAUAUUAUCAACGAUGAUCCAGAAGAAGGAGUCAAGUUUGCCAUCAACGGUCUGAAUGAGCGACUGACGACGAGGGAUGCGAACGUUCUAUUGAGGGUUGUUUCUCUGAUCAAGGCACUAGCUAACAACUGUGGAUCCAGGAUGAAACAAGAGUUUUCCAACAAGGCUUUUGUAAAAACCCUGAAGGACUUGGUGAAGAAUCACAAGAUUGACAUCAGAGUCAGACGAGACUACGCGGUCUUGGUGAAGGAACUUUCUGAGUUGUUUGCAGACGAUCCUUCUCUUCAGAGUAUGAAGAGACUAUACAGCGAACUUCGGAGUAGUUACCCAUAUCUUUACGAUUCCGAUUCUGCCCCCGCCCCUAUGAAGUACAACGAAAGACAGAAGGAACAAGAAGACUUAGAAAGAGCGUUGAAGGCGUCACUUGAGGAUUCGGGUGCAAAGUCCUAUGAGCCACCCAGGGAGCUCCAACCACCUACCCCAGUGGAGCAGCAGGUAGCACCAUCACAGAACGUCCAGCAGAUACAGAACGAGAUCAACACGUUACCGAGAGAGGUGCUUCGUGUCAGAGCAUUGUAUGAUUUCAAUUCUUCUAGCCCUGACGAGCUGAGCUUCAAGGCUGGGGAUAUCAUCACCGUUGUGGAGAAGAUCUACGAGGAAUGGUGGAGUGGAUCAGUGAGAGGCGAAAUAGGGGUUUUCCCAUUGAACUAUGUGGAGAAGUUGCCAGAACCGACCAAGAAGGAGAUAAUCGAAAACUCACGCAAGGAGGUGGAGCUUUUGUCGCAGGGUCGCCAGAUCGAGCAGUUGUUAAACAAGUUGAACCAGAUCGAACAGGUAGCCAAGCUCAAUCCGCAGGAGGUGAACCAAUUGCUGAUGCAGGACGAUAUCUCGCAAAUGUACAACGCAAUGAUACCUCUGAGAAAGGAGUUGGCCCUCAUGAUCAAGAACUAUGACACCAAGGUGAAAGAGCUGGAGAGUCUGGAUGUCUCUCUUUCCACGUCAGAGGCCAAAUUCAGGAACAUACUUGAUUCGUAUAUUCGCUAUAAGUGA
Messenger RNA from Kuraishia capsulata CBS 1993, 1161 nucleotides. RefSeq lists its product as uncharacterized. The record is from RefSeq and is a predicted model, not a curated record. Lineage: Eukaryota; Fungi; Ascomycota; Pichiomycetes; Pichiales; Pichiaceae. Gene Ontology annotation, cellular component: ESCRT-0 complex. Bases 1 to 1161 code for a protein of 386 amino acids. Gene Ontology annotation, molecular function: phosphatidylinositol binding; ubiquitin binding. The transcript has 2 exons. Gene Ontology annotation, biological process: protein transport to vacuole involved in ubiquitin-dependent protein catabolic process via the multivesicular body sorting pathway.